AUGGGCACCAUUCACUCCAGCACUGAGGCAGGCACCAUUGAGUCCAGGGCCCCAAGUGGCACCUACAUCUGCAGUACUGCAGCAACCCGAGAUUGUCUCAGUACCAACCACGCUGAAGGCAUUUGCAGCCACGAGAGAUCUGCUGAGCCUGCUGGUGCUGGUAUCCCUGGCAGUGCAGGAUACUGCAUUCCCAGUACCAGCAGACAGAGGGGCACCGGUGUUGGUGCUGUGACAACUUCCUGUGCUUUAGACUUCAUGCCCAUCAGUACUGUUGAAGGAGAAGCCUGUGAUGUUGGCUGCUCUACGCUUUUCGCCGACUCGGUGCUGUUCUCCGACACCCUCAGGAGCUGCCCCCUUGGUGUGCACAGGGUGACUCAUCCUCCUGAAUUGGAGAUUGGUGCCUAUGAUUCCCAGCGUUGGAGCCAGUCAUGCUACUCUUCCCCUUCCUCCCCCCUGGGUAGUUACUAUCCAGGUUGCCUCAAGAUCCUUCAGGUGGAGUGGGAUUGGAGGAAUGAAGCAGAAGAGGUGGAAGGGUUUACCCAGCUGCUAGAAGGGAACAAGCAGUUGUCCAUCUCUCCCCCUGUAUGCACUGACAGUAGAGGGAAGGCCAAUGCUCAAACCACUGAACUAUCCCUCCGGGAUGUCUUCAAUUAUGGUGCAGUCAAUGCCUCCGUCUGGUUGGUGGUCUCCUUCACCGUCAAGCGCUUCGUGGCUAUCAACACCUUCAAGCUGAAGGCAAAGCUGUGCUCCCCGAGACGCACGCUCUACACGAUCGCCUUGGUUCACAUCUGCGGCUACCUAGUGGCUAUCCCGUAUUAUUGGUCCAACAGAUCAGAAAGGGUGAAUGGGACGGGGCGGGCGAUCUGCAAGUUUAAUCCUGACCUUCCCAACUCCUACGUUGAGGGGCUGGUUUGGUUUCAGACCUCACUGGUCAACAUUGUCCCUUAUAUCAUCAUCUUCACCUUGAACAGCCUGAUCCUCAGGCAGAUCGUCCUCAGCAACAAAGUGCACUGUGUGAUGGCUGGAGGGCUCCACCGAAUGAACUCUGGGACCCAAUUCAGGUACCAGAAGAAGAAAUCCAUCCUCCUCCUUGUGACUGUCUCGAUGAUGUUCGCUUAUCUGGGCGCCACCAGGUUCGUCACGCAGAUUAUUCUCAGGACCUGCCAUUACGACAUAGAGAGACAAGAUUACUCCAAGGCCAUUAACAUUGCGGUGGACUUUGGUACUAUGCUGGAACUGACCAACUCAGCUGUGAAUGUGUAUCUCUAUGCCUGCACCCAGACUGCUUUCCGCAGGGAGCUAGUCCAUUGCCUCAAGGCUCUCCUCUUUCCCUGCAAAGCACAGAGAACGCACCCAUCAGCCAUCUUCCAGGUAUAA
Emys orbicularis (European pond turtle) is the source of this 1377-nucleotide messenger RNA. RefSeq lists its product as uncharacterized. Gene Ontology annotation, molecular function: G protein-coupled receptor activity. Gene Ontology annotation, cellular component: plasma membrane. Gene Ontology annotation, biological process: phospholipase C-activating G protein-coupled receptor signaling pathway. The record is from RefSeq and is a predicted model, not a curated record. Lineage: Eukaryota; Metazoa; Chordata; Testudines; Emydidae. The transcript is spliced from 3 exons. Bases 1 to 1377 code for a protein of 458 amino acids.